Amphibalanus amphitrite is the source of this 4362-nucleotide messenger RNA. RefSeq lists its product as uncharacterized. The record is from RefSeq and is a predicted model, not a curated record. Lineage: Eukaryota; Metazoa; Arthropoda; Thecostraca; Balanomorpha; Balanidae. The transcript has 2 exons. Bases 367 to 3162 code for a protein of 931 amino acids.
CUGUCCGAAGAAUGGAGGUAGAGCGGGUUCGUAUGGACUGCAACGAAAGUCCAGCUGGACGGCUGGCUCAAACCGAUGACCAAGAUCAACCAGAGGAUCAGCUGCCUGAAGGCUGCGGUCAUUGCGAAAUAUUUCUUAGAGAGGUUGACAUGAUUAUGCGUAGCUAUACAAGCCCGUUUUCCACCAAGGCUGAGAGAUUAAUUGGCCUUUUAAAACUGAUUCAAAUGAGAGUCCGUGCAAACAAUUACUUCAAAACACACUCCGAUUGUGCAAGAGAAACCAGUCACCUCUUAGGGCUCACGAUGGGAGGUGUCACAGAGGUUAGGCAGCCUGUUGUGAAGCAGAAGGUCGUGGUUUACUCUCCUGAUGACAACAAAAAAGACGCCCACUGCCCAGUCCCAGAACACCGGACAGAAACCCGGGAAGAGCUGCACGACUGCUCCUGAGAUGGAGGGAAUCCGGAGAUCAAUGGACACUCCGCGGUCACUGGCCGAAAUGGCCUCAGCUCUAGGACGAGUCCUACGAUGGAGGGAGCAGCUCCUCUCCAAGUCACACAGCAGACAUCGGGCGCAUUAUUACCAGCAACUGUUUAAAGAUGUUUUACAUGGCCGUCAUCUCGUCCUAAUACGCUAUUUUUGCGGAUUAUGCGGGUUUAACAAUGUCCGGGACGGCCAUUGGAAAUGUGGGUCACAUGCAUGCAUAGCGAUCCAGAAUAUAUUUGUUUCGGGAAGCGUGAGUGAAGGUACUGAGGUGCAUGUCACCAAGUAUAAGUCACGAGUCAGUGGAACAAUUGUUGAAGCGUUUGAAUGGGUGAGUGAAGGCGGCUUUGCUAUGCCGCAUUGGAUUGAGGGGAGAAAGGAGCGGAUGGCGACAGGGAAAGAAGAAUCGAGCGAUAACGCACCAUCUGCUCUUACAUUUGAGACUGCAUCUGACAUUGACUUCAUGAUUCUAACCGGACCAGUAAUGUGGCAUACAGAACCGCUGAGGGACUCUGGCAGUUCUAACUCUUCAGAGAAGACGUCACGUUUCAGUGAGUCUUCCGACAGAGAGGCGGUUGGCUCCCAAACAAAACAGCACGGUUCUGCCGCCGUGGAAAAUAAAUCCAAUGGAACAGGCAGCACAGGAGCAGACAGCUCCGACAACACUUUCACCCUCCAUGUAGAGGAAGACACAGAUAAGCCGGGCUUUGUGAAGAUCACUCAGGCUCUCCAGUGGGAGGGUGACACCUCUGUCAGACGUGAAUUACCAUUUUAUCAUUGUAAAUCACAUAUAGCCGAAGCUAUGAAAGGACAUGUGGAGAGCAUUAAAAACUAUGGCGGGCCGAAUAUUGAAGUAACCAUCAAUGGUGACAGCAAUGACCUCGUCCCCUGUCUCCAGUACCCCGAGAGGGUCAGUGACGAGUUUGUGAACCGAGAGCGACCGUCGGGACAGCCGAGCAAAGACUUGGUGAAGAAGCUCAGUGAGAUGGAAAUCUAUCUGGUCGAAAAAGAUGAUCUAUUUCGUAUAUCGUUUUCACGUCUCGAGUCAGAGGUGAUCCGCUCUAUGACCAAGCCCCAGCGGAUCUGUCUGGUCCUGCUCAAACACUGCGCUGCAGUAGCGGGAAGCGAGCUGUGCAGCUACGAGCUGAAGACGGCGAUGAUGUGGGUCUGCGAGCGACGUGCGCCAGAGCUCUGGACCUGGGACGGCAUGCUAGAGUCGAUGAUGGCCGUUUUCGACUUUCUUCAGGAGUGUGCGGAGCAGCGUGCUCUGCGGUGCUAUUUCUAUCGUGAGAUCAACCUGUGGACUGGCAAAACUUUCGACAAAGGAUUAGCAGUGUUAAGGCUACGAGUGCUGCUGCCGCGCGCUAUCCAGCUGCUGCUGGCUGGCCUGCUGAGCUCGAGCCAGGCGCCGCUGAUGCGUCACCUGCUGAACAUCCCUCUGGACGCGCAGCAGAUGCUCUGGUGCUGCUGGAAGCGCAGGAUCGACGACCCCUACCCGACGGAUCCGAAAGAUCAAGGGAAGAUUAACCCGAAUGACUUGUGUUCUGGGCUCUACCCGGCGGCGGUGGAGAGCCGCCUCUGGUCGGAGCGGUUCCUCGACACCUUCCGGUGGGAGUCGCUGCCGGCGCGCUGCAGGGAGCCCGACUGGUUCGCCGAGCAUGGCUGGGACACGGACAGCGAGGGGGAGGAGGAAGACAGAGAGGACAAGGAUAGCGAGGACGAGGAGGAGAACAGGAAGCCUCUGCCACUCUGGACAGCCGGGCUGCCACAGACUUCACCAGUCUGGGCGGACAGAGUUCCUCAGACUCCGUCUCCAUCAGUCUGGACGGGCAGACUUCCCCAGGAUCAACCAGUCUGGACAGCCGGACUGCCUCACACCUCACCAGUCUGGACGGGCAGACUUGCUCAGCCUCCGUCUCCAUCAGUCUGGACGGACAGACUUUCCCAGGAUCAACCAGUCUGGACAGCCGGGCUGCCUCAGACCUCACCAGUCUGGACGGACAGACUUGCUCAGCCUCCGUCUCCAUCAUUCUGGACGGGCAGACCCCCUCAGGAUCAACCAGUCUGGUCAGUCGGACUGCCACAAACUUCACCAGUCUGGACGGACAGACUUGCUCAGCCUCCGUCUCCAUCAGUCUGGACGGGCAGACUUCCUCAGGAUCAACCAGUCUGGUCAGUCGGACUGCCUCAGCCUCCGUCUCCAUCAGUCUGGACGGGCAGACUUCCUCAGGAUCAACCAGUCUGGACAGCCGGGCUGCCACAGACUUCACCAGUCUGGGCGGACAGACUUCCUCAGACUCCGUCUCCAUCAGUCUGGACGGGAAGACUUCCUCAGGAUCAACCAGUCUGGACAGCCGGGCUGCCACAGACUUCGCCAGUCUGGGCGGACAGACUUCCUCAGACUCCGUCUCCAUCAGUCUGGACGAGCAGACUUCCUCAGGAUCAACCAGUCUGGACAGCCGGGCUGCCUCAGACUUCACCAGUCUGGGCGGGCAGACUCCCUCAGACUAUCUCUCCGCCAGUCUGGACGGACAGACUUUCUCAUCCUCCGCCACUCUGGACAGUCGGACUGCCUCAGACUUCACCAGUCUGGCCCAACACGCCGAAUCAGGCUCGCUAUUCUGGACGGCCAGACUCCCGCAGACUUCAUCAGUAUGAACGAUCAUACUACCACAGAUUCUAGUGUCUGACGAACAAUGGACACAUACGCGACGGGGCCAGGUAUACUCGACUCUGCCCGGAGACAGUGUGUGAACUGUGAACUGUGAGGAGAGGGUGGUAGUAGACUUCUCACAGUCACUGUGGUGGCUGGGAAGACUUCUCUGAGGCGUUUGUGUGCCUGUAUGUAUAUAAUGUGUGGAGAGUUGGUUUUCAUUGAUGCGUGUUGUAUAUAUUAUAAGCAUGCUUAGGCUGUUUCGUGCUUUUCUGCUUUAUAUUAUCUCUGCAAUAGACCGGACCAGGUGUACUUGACUCUCCGCCCGGAGACAGUGUGUAUGUACGUACAUACAGUGUGUGGAGGGGGUGGGACCGUACCGUACAUACAGUGUGUGGAGGGGGUGGGACUAGACUUGUCACACUCGCUGUGAUGGCUGAGAAAGGUUCUCUGAUGUGUUUGUAUGCCUCGUAUGUGCAAUGUGUGGAGAGUUGGUUUUCAAUGAUGUGUAUUGUGUAUGAGGCAUGCGUAUAGUUAGGCUGUAUUCGUGCUUUUCUGCUUUUAAUCUCUUCAAUAGACGGUGCCAGGUGUACUUGACUCUGCCCGGAGACAAUGUGUGCAGUGUACCUAUGUGAAGAGGGAGGGGGGGGGGGCUGGCCUUCUCACAGCACGUGGACAUUCACUGUGAUGGCAGGGAAAGCUUCUCUGAUGGCACGACAGGUAUUUGUGUAUCUAUCGCAAUGUGUCGCAUUUGUAUUGAUGUGUAUUGUUGACAUAAACAUAUACAUAUGUGUAAGCUGUAUUCGUGCGUGGAGGGGAGGGGACAACGGACUUCUCUUAGCAAUGUGGACAUUCGCUGUGAUGGCAGGGAAAGCUUCUCUGAUGGUUCGACAUGUGUUUGUGUAUCUAUCGCACUGUGUCAGAGUUGUAUUGAUGUGUACCUACUGUGUGCACAAGAUUCCUUUUCUGUGUAUGUACCUACAUGCGUAGGCUAUAAAUAUUGCUAUUCGUGCUCUUGUGCAUUUUAUUACCCCGUAUGAUAGUUGCUGCUGUGAUCUGUAAAUAUGUCUGCAUAUAUGUAUGUAUAGGUAUAGAUUGUGCCUACCUAUACAGUUUGUGUAGGUACCUACAUUUUGAUCAUCAGCACAAAUAUUGUAUAUUUAUUGUGUUAAUACUUAUAUUUGUUAUUUUUAUCUUUGAUUCAAACAAAUACAUGCAUACCAAAAUGUC